GUAUUUUUUUAAUUGUACACCAACUCACAAAUCUGUUACAAAUUGAUUUUAAUUGCAUUCAUAAAACCAUUGCAUUUGGUUUUGAGUAACUAUGGCUAAAUGGGAGGCUACUAAGGAAAAUAUAUCAAUUACCCACUUCAUAAAUCCUCACCUGUUUUGGUAUCAUAAAGUUGGUGUUUCCAACGAUGAAUAUCGUGCAAUAGCAAAAGUUGAGAAGGAACUGGCAGAUUACUAUAGUGAUCAUCAAGCAUGGACGCAGGGAAGGCGGCAUCCACCAAAAAACACAAUUGUAGCUGUGAAGUUUCUUGCUUGGAACAAAUUGAUACGCGCUCGUGUCGAUCACAUUACAGGUUUUGGCAAGACGGUAGCUGGAGGUGAGUUCAUAAUGUGGGCCUUGGAUUAUGGAUUUCCAUUUCAAACAAAAGCAGAUCAAAUUUAUCGGUUACCUAGUAAAUUUGCAACACCAAUAAAUUAUAUACGUUGUGGUGGUUUGUCGAAUAUACUACCCGCUGAAGAGUUCUUCAUGAAUAAUGAAAUGAUUACAGUUGUUUCAAAUAAAUGGCAUCAGCGGGCAUGUGAUGUCAUCGAAAAAGCUUUAAAUGGUUCAGAAUGUAUAGUGUUUGCUAAGGAAUUUACUUCGAACGAACAAGAUUGGGGGGAGCUAAUAAUUAAAACUAAUAUGGGAGUUAAAUAUCGUGUUAAUGAUCAGUUGGUGUCAUUACAUUUAGCAGCAAAUGCUGUAUCCAAUUUCCGUAUCGAAUGUCAUAAACUAAAAACAGCCAAUAUUUCGCCAUGGUUAUGUAAUAAUGGCAACAGUAAAUUUCAAAUAAAUCGAGCUUACAUCUAUCCGGGUAUCAGGAAAAUAAUUCAUAAUGGUAUUGAAACCCAUGAAAUAGAGUGCGAUGAUAAAGCUAAGCAAAAAGUGGAAGAAUGGUAUGAACGUAAUCAAUUUACUGCUGGACAGAAGACUGGCUUUCUCGACACGACAACUGAAUAUACCAUGACUGAGGGCUCUGUUACGAAUACAAAAGAUGAUGAACAAAACGCCGAUACGGAAAAGGCCAGUGAAAGUGAUGAAUCUCAACUAAUGCAACUUGCCGGAGUACUGUCGAAAUCUAGAAUAAAGAAAUACGUAUGGGGAAGAUUAUCCGAGCCGCCUCCACCGGACGACGGAGAUUUUGAUAUGGAAGUCAACAAAACAAAAACAAAUAAAACUUUAGAUACUGUUGAUAGUGAAAUAAGCUCAAUUAAAUAUUUGCACUUAAAGGACUCUACAAUUAACACUUACAAUUCUACUGCAAACCUUGGAAAUCAACAAGGAAAAAAAGUGGGAAAUACUUGUUCCAUGCCUAAAACUGACUCGAAAUGUGAUGCUGGAAUAUCCUUAAAUCCUACUAAGAUUACUUUGAAGGAGAACAAUAAUAGUAUUGGUACACUAGCUGAACAUUUGAUAAAUAUCCGAAAGCAGUAUAUAAAUAACAAAACCGAUGAAUUGAUAUUAACUGACACGGAGAGUGUCUGUACGGCGAAGGAACCUCAGGCGCGGCGUAAAGUUAGUACUACAACAAUAACUAAAAGGAACGCGAGUUCUAAAAACAAAAUUGCUGACUUGUGCUCAACUUUUCAUGGCCUGCGUAUGAUACCGGCCGGUUAUGAUAUUAUGAACUUGCAUGAUUAUAAUGAUCAAGAUCAUUGGCAUUGUAAGAAAAGCACACUUAAUGAUCGUGCACCACAUAAUGAAAUGGAUUUAUUUGAUUUUGCGAAUUAAAUCGACAGUACCGUUCUAUACAUUCAACAUAAUUAAAUUGCCUAGAUCUGCAAUGUAUGUAUAUAUUCAUAUAGAAUUCCCUUUUUUGUUGUAUGGUUUUGAAAAGUAUAUUUAAGCAU
Ceratitis capitata (Mediterranean fruit fly) is the source of this 1887-nucleotide messenger RNA. RefSeq lists its product as uncharacterized. The record is from RefSeq and is a predicted model, not a curated record. Bases 92 to 1768 code for a protein of 558 amino acids. The transcript has 5 exons. Lineage: Eukaryota; Metazoa; Arthropoda; Insecta; Diptera; Tephritidae.